Molecule: messenger RNA, 1293 nt
Organism: Symbiodinium sp. CCMP2592
Lineage: Eukaryota; Dinophyceae; Suessiales; Symbiodiniaceae
Source: the annotation of a GenBank genome assembly
AUGACGGACAUGCUCCAAGUCUUUGGCUUCGUGGUUGGGCUCUUGGCGGGCCUAGCUGGAAUGAUCCUCAUGUGGGUUCUGCAGAGCAAGAGUGCCCACCCAGUCCCUUCGGCACCGACUCAGUCGAUGCCCUCAGCUAUGGAGUCCAAGGACCACAAGUCAGCGAGCCGCACUGCAGCACCGCCUGGACUCCCAGACCCUUUCGAGGCCCUGCUGCCAGACAUCAUGAGUGACGUGGCUGCUGACGCGACCGGAGUGAAACCUGUGCCACCGGCUCCGACUUCUAUGCCUCCGACUCCGACCGUGCCCAGCACAGCAGAUGGGACUGGGACUGGUGGUGGUGUUGCGACUGCCACCGCAAUCCCUGUGGUGACUGCGACCGCAGUCCCUGCUCCCUCGGGAGACCUCACCGCGGCAAUGGAGUCCAUGAAGGAAUGGAUGAGUGGAGAGCUGCAGGAACAGAUCCAGACCCUCUUUGAGCAGAACCUGCGAUCCCUUCAUGCGACGCCUUCGUCAACGCAGCCCACAACAAGCACACCUGACUUCGACUACCUCCAGGCGGAAGUGGACUCCCUGAAGUCGUCUAUGCAGGGCAUGAUCAAAAUCCAAGAUAAAAUAGUCGCUAAACUGGACGAACUUGGCGAUCUUGGUGGCAGGCGACACGCUUACUUGGAAACUUCGACAGAUGGCACGCAAGACCAGCUUCGGGGCAUCACCAGAGACGUCCAGGCACUGGGGGCCAAUCACAAAGAGCAUCGCCAGGCCAACAAGGACGCAGCUGCUGAAGCUGGCCGCCGUUUUAUGGAGGUCUUGAAGGAGCUGGCAACGCUCUCGAGCAAAGUCCACAAUGGCUUUGCAGGACUCAGUGGGAUCGGUCGCAGUGCGAUGGCGGCUGCCCAGGAGGCGAAAGCCGCAGCUGAGCAAGGCCUCGAGAUCGGUGAGAAGACGCUCGCGGCAGUUCGGGUGGCUGGACCGUCCCCUUCCGAGCGCGAGCUCCUGGAGGGUGUCGCAGAGAGCCAGAAAGCUCUUGAGGCCAUCAAGGACCAGCUGGGAACACUGGAUGGAGCGCUUGAAGGCAUCAAGCAGCAGUUGGCAAGCCCACUGCCACCGCCACCCCACAAUCCGCCGGCUGUGGUGACUCAGGUGGUGCCACCACCACCACAGCACACACCGAACCUGGUGCACUUGACGGGUGGCUCCGCCCCUUCGUGGAACACGCCUCCGACCGUGAUGGUGGGAAAUCCCCAGCAUCUUGUGCGCAUGCUGGCAGGGCACUCUGAUGGAUCCAACUGA